Aspergillus pseudotamarii is the source of this 580-nucleotide messenger RNA. RefSeq lists its product as uncharacterized. The annotation marks the transcript as partial. The transcript is spliced from 4 exons. The record is from RefSeq and is a predicted model, not a curated record. NCBI's taxonomy places the organism in Eukaryota, Fungi, Ascomycota, Eurotiomycetes, Eurotiales, Aspergillaceae.
CCGACCUCUACUAAGACAUCAGCUUUAAAUCCCUCUAUCGAUCACCGAUCUGAGACAUUUCCCUCCACCGACACAAGCCACCAAGAAAAGAAAAAGAAAAAUAAAAUAAAAAUGUCCGCCAAAAAGGAAUUCAUCUGCCUCGUCCCUGACAAGCCAGACGCGUUGCAAAAGCGUCUGGAAGUCCGCGAUCAACACCUCGAAAACGUAAAGCCUCUUGUCGAGAAGGGCUCGAUCGUCUGCGGUGGUGGAACGUUGAAUUCUCACCCCGUACCUGGCGAGACCCCUCCCUUUAAUGGGAGCGCUUUGAUUGUUGUCGCAGAGAAUGAGGCCGAGGUGAGGGAGUUGAUCAGUCAGGAUAUUUAUACGCACAGUGGGGUGUGGGAUGUGGAGAAGGCACAGAUUAUUCCGUUUAUGUGUGCCGUUAGAGUUGGUAAAUAAGGCUGCUCCUAAGAUUUAUUGGGUAUUGGGUUGAAUUGGAUCCAUAAGGGGGUUGGUACUACUAGUACUACUGUCUCUGUGUAGGUAGGCAUUAUGUCCAAUACGAAUGUGUGUAUUGUAUGUUGUACAUACAGAUGAAUAU